Messenger RNA from Guyanagaster necrorhizus, 3285 nucleotides. RefSeq lists its product as uncharacterized. The coding region runs from base 1 to 3285 and encodes 1094 amino acids. Gene Ontology annotation, molecular function: ubiquitin binding; cytoskeletal protein binding; protein-macromolecule adaptor activity. The transcript has 11 exons. The record is from RefSeq and is a predicted model, not a curated record. NCBI's taxonomy places the organism in Eukaryota, Fungi, Basidiomycota, Agaricomycetes, Agaricales, Physalacriaceae.
AUGGCUAACGACCUCGACAAGUACCUCGCGGUGCUCAAGGCCGCAUAUGACUACACUCCUCAGUCAGAAGAUGAGAUAGAAAUAAAGGAAGAUCAGAUUCUCUUUCUCAAGGAGCGGGUAGAUGACGAUUGGUGGAAGGUCAAGGUCAGAGGCUCAUCCCAGGACGACGAUAGCCCUGUUGGACUUGUUCCAGCAGCAUAUGUGGAACCGGCCGACCACACAUCUGUUGUAAAGGCUGUGUACGACUACAACGCUGCUGCUCCUGGUGAAAUUUCCAUGGUAGAGGAUGAAAUUUUGCUCGUGUUCGAUACCGAGGAUGAAUGGCUUCUCGUGCAAAGCAAGACCAGCGACAAGGCCGGAUUCGUCCCUGCCAACUAUGUCGAAGCAUGCAGCGAGGAUACAGAGGAAGAGGAAACCGCGGCGCCUCCACAGAUCAUAGUUCCUCCAUCGCCUCCACGACCCGUUAGCACAUACGUCGACCCCGCCGACAGAGUUGCAUCGGCAAAGGUGACGGCGGACGAUAUCCAAACCUGGUCGGUGUCUGAGGUCGAUAAGAAAGGGAAGAAAAUGAAAGGUACUUUGGGCAUCGGGAAUGGUGCUAUGUUCUUUGCUAGUGAAACCAGCAAGGCAGCGGUCCAGAAGUGGCAAACUGGUUAUAUUGUCAACAUCAAUACGGAAAAGUCUAAACACGUCCACUUCGAUGUGGAAGGGCCGAAUCCAACAAGCCUUCAUUUUAGUGUUGGGUCAAGAGAUAAUGCCGAGGCUAUAGUAUCGAAACUUGAAUCUUCUAGAGCUCUUGCCGUAGAACCCCCAAAGUCUUCGGAGGAACCUGAACCUGAACCUGAACCAGCUGUGGAGGGACCGCCCAAGAAGCCAUCGGUACAUUUUUCGAACCAUUCUCCUGUCAUUAUUCCACCACGCCCAAGUGAACCUUCUGAUGAUGGUGAACCAGAGCUAGAGGCCCAGGGAUCAGCAGGUGUUGCCUUGUAUGAUUUCACAGCUGCUGGAGAUGAUGAGCUCUCUGUCAAAGAAGGAGAACAACUCACAAUUGUAGAAAUGGACGAAGAGGAUUGGUGGAAAUGUCGUAACGCAAAAAACCAAGAAGGCAUGGUCCCAUCAUCGUACUUAGACCUCGCCUCGAAGGAUGGCUCAACCCCACCUUCUUCCCGUUCUCCAGAACCUGAGCCUGUGGAGGAAGAUGAUGCAGAGGCUCGUGAAGCAGAGGAGCGCGCCGCCGCCGAAGCUGCUGCUACUGCUGCUGCUGCCGCCGCUGCGCAGGCUGAAGCACGUGCCAAACGUGAAGAAGAAAAGAAGAAGGAAGAGGCGCGAAGGCGAGCUCGAAUAGCUGCGGAGCAAGCUGAUGCAAAACGAAAAGAACGCCAAGCAUCUCGUACAGUGUCUACGCCACCUCCUUCCAAACCAAGUACCGAUAGCUCAAGUAGUUCCAGUAGACCGUCAGCAGACUUAGGCCGUCCCCCAGCAGACCGUGUUCGUGUUUGGCAUGACCGUACUGGACAGUUCCGCGUGGAUGCUGCAUUUGUGGGCAUGAAUAACGGCAAACUACGACUACAUAAGCUGAAUGGAGUCAUUGUCGAGGUGCCAUCUGAGAAGAUGUCUCACGAGGAUAUGCGCUACGUUGAAAAGCUAACCAACAAGAAAUCUAGACCACCGACCACCCAUAAGGUGUCCGAAGACGAUAUUCCUAUUGGUGUACAGUAUCCAAAUGCUGCCAACGGGAAAGCAGCGCGCGUGUCUCAAGGACCAAAGAAACCGACCGUCGACUGGUUCAAGUUCUUCCUGGACGCCGGCUGCGAUAUGGAUGAUUGCACUCGCUACACUACGUCAUUUGAGCGGGAGAGGAUGGACGAAGCAGUGCUGCUGGAUACGACCGAAGCAACACUACGUUCUUUGGGCCUCCGAGAAGGUGACAUCAUCCGCGUCAUGAAGGUCGUUGAAAAGCGUAAAACCAAGACUAAUGGAGAGGGCGAGCAAGGCCGCAGCGACGAGGAGAUAGCUAAGCAACUUCAUGCGGAGUUGAACGGUUCUAAACCUGCUCCAAACAUUUUCACUGGGCCAGGUGGUGUCUUAAAGACACAGGUACGACGUGGAAGGCCGCAGCCUAGCAAGAGUCUUCCACCUACAACGGUCGACCUGAAGUCGAUUGGCAACGCUGUGGGCAACAUUACGGGAGCAGAACGAACGGCUUCACCACAGCUUCUCAGUCCUGUUUCUAGCAUUGCGGUGCAACCUCCCCAGCGGGUAAACUCAGCGGCCCCGGUCGUCAGUGGUUUCGAUGACGAUGCUUGGACAAAUCGGCCCAGUUCAACAAAGCCAUUGACUCCCGCUGGCCAAGCUGCCGUACCACGAGCACCUUCAGCCCCUCCUCUUGCUACCUCUGCAGCACCCACAAACCUUCCCGCCCCUUCACAGCCCCCUCCCUCAAUCACGGCUACAUCUACCGGUCAUACUCUUGCCAAGACGACGGAGUCUGAUAUCUUUGAUCAGCUGUCGCGUUUGAGCGAGUUGAGGAAGAAUUCUCCGUCUGCGCCUCAACCCACUCCUACACCACCUGUGGUAGUUGCAUCUCCCGUGAGCUAUGGCUCGGGCCUCGGCAUGGGAUCGUCUCCUGCACCAAUAGGACAGCAUCUACAGAAUCAGCAAACUGGAAUGUUGCCUCAACCGAAGCCACCACAACCUUACAAUGGCCCUCGAGGUCCAUUUGCUCCUGUCCCUGCUAAUCAAGGCCUGUUGCAGCCUCUUAUACCCACACAAACCGGUUUCAAUAGUUUCAUUCCUACACGUUCCACCGGCGCUUCCGUAUCUCCAUUCGUGAACAACUCCUCACCUCCAUCUCUUCUGACUUCUCAACCGACGGGAUUUCCUUCUCAGCAGGCGCAAAUAAUAUCGCAGCCAACAGGGUUCCCUGGUAUUCAACAACCCAUCAUGUCUCAGCCCACUGGUAUGCCCUUCGGUGGUUUCAACGGUGGUAGCCCCUUCCAGAAUGGUGGCAUGGGUGGUGUUAUGUCGAAUCCAACAGGUAUGAACUCUGGCUUCGGACAAUUCGGUAAUGGAAUGUCUUCGCCGCCACCAGUACCUCCACUUCCGAAUGCUAACAACACCAAUCCCGCCAACAUUUUUGCGCAAAUGAAAUCUGGUACUUUUGCUCAGGAUAACGAACCACGGCCUGCAAGUUCAUUCGAUGCUCUUCGGACAAAUCCAAUCCAAGCACAACCAACUGGCUGGGGCGGUUUCGGAGGUCCAUCAUACAUAGGAUACCAACGGUGA